Molecule: messenger RNA, 417 nt
Organism: Penicillium bovifimosum
Lineage: Eukaryota; Fungi; Ascomycota; Eurotiomycetes; Eurotiales; Aspergillaceae
Exons: 1
Coding region: 1-417 (138 amino acids)
Biological process (GO): DNA transposition; DNA integration
Molecular function (GO): DNA binding
Source: RefSeq, a predicted model, not a curated record
AUGCAUACCGAGACGGCGACUCGCACGCAAGUUGUGGCACUUCGGGCCUUUACUACUAAAUCGAGUAGUGAAAUUGCCAAUUUAACUGUCAGCUCUGUGAACCGGAUAUAUGCGCGUGCUAUCGAACGGGGUUUCAACCCGCGCGAAGACCCUAUCAUUCAUGAUCGUUAUGUGCAAGAUACACCUCGUCCCGGAAGACCUACAAAGCAAGAUACUGCGACCCAAGAGAUCGUUAUUUCGAAGGUCCGAUCUGAUCGUUAUGAACGGGAGAAAUCUUGUGCUGACCUUGCUGGUGAUCUUAGCAAGCUUGGGGUCAAUAUAUCUGCAGAAACCGUUCGUCGAAUCCUCAAAAAGAAUGGGUUUCGGAAGACCACGGAAGCCUGGGUUGACACCAGCGAUGAAGAAAGCUCGACUUGA